Molecule: messenger RNA, 1849 nt
Organism: Melitaea cinxia (Glanville fritillary)
Lineage: Eukaryota; Metazoa; Arthropoda; Insecta; Lepidoptera; Nymphalidae
Product: KH domain-containing, RNA-binding, signal transduction-associated protein 2-like
Exons: 8
Coding region: 118-1287 (389 amino acids)
Biological process (GO): regulation of alternative mRNA splicing, via spliceosome
Cellular component (GO): nucleus
Molecular function (GO): mRNA binding
Source: RefSeq, a predicted model, not a curated record
UCUUUUAGCGUCACCCGGUAAGCCUGACUAUAUGCUGACAGUGUCCGUAUGACACAAAAUUAGUGUAUUUGUAUAAAAAAACAUUGUAAUAUCUUAAUAAGAUAAUAAAUAUAUCAAAUGGCGGACAAAUACGAUAAAAACGGUUAUAACAGUAGUGAUUUUAAAAGGAAUCCUCAAGAUAUGAAAGAACAGGAGCAAGAGCAAGAUGGCGAAGAUGGAUCAAAAAUUAACGAAAAAGCCGGCGAAUAUAUGAGAGAAUUAUUAAGUGAAAAAAUAAAGCUAAACAAUGCAAAAUUCCCUAUUUCGUCACGUCUAAUUGAUAGCGAAGUAGCAAAAGUACAGGCUUCAGGUCGAGUACCCGCCAAGGACUUCAAAUAUGUAGAUGUCUACAGGGACAAACCGAAUAAGGUCACCGUCAAAGUUUUGGUGCCAGUGAAGGAGCAUCCUAAGGUGAACUUUGUUGGAAAGCUCCUAGGGCCAAAAGGAAACACAAUGAAACAACUGCAAGAGGAGACCAUGUGUAAAAUGGCCAUACUUGGUAGGGGAUCAAUGAGAGACAGACAAAAAGAAGAAGAACUCCGCAACUCAUUGGACCCCAAGUAUGCUCAUUUGUCGGAUGAAUUACACGUAGAGAUAUCUGCGUUGGCCCCACCGGCCGAGGCUCAUGCCAGGAUUGCAUAUGCUCUGGCAGAGGUCAAGAAAUAUCUAAUACCCGAUACAAACGACAUGAUCAGACAAACGCAAAUGCGGGAAAUUAUGGAAAGAGAUACUGUGAUCCCGAAGCGGCCUUUGCUCGAAGCGCCCGGUAACAAGAGCGUCGUAUACAGUGCUUGCACCGUCACGAAACGUUCCUUCUCCUACCAGGAUCCCGUUCUCGACACGGCAGGUGCUCCGCCCCCUCACGCAGUGGCCCGUCCCGCGGCGCCCCGCAUGCCCCCAGCCCCCAUGCGGCCCGUGCCAGGCAAGACCAAGGUCUUCAGUAUCCUAGACAGAGCCCGCGCAGCAAUGGAGUCAUCUUACUCGUAUGAGGAUCCGUACGCUGUUUCCGAGCCACCGGUACCUCGCGGUCCACCACGUGCCGCCCCUGAACCAGAUUACUACUACGAUCGAAGCCAGGAACGCUAUUAUGAUGAAGAUUCCUACUAUAAGGAUGAAGGCAGAGACUUCAAGGCCUCCGCUCGUGACGUAGGGACUAGGAGGCCUGGGCCCUCUAACCCGCGUCACUACGCUAGGGCUUCGCCCUACGCCCGCCCGCCCAAGCCGACACAGAAAAAACGUUCACAAUAAGCCGGUGAGUAUAAAACUGAUAAAUCAGAACAGAAAAAAAAAAAUAAGCAAAUAAAACAGGACACAAAAACUCAAUAAGGACAUAAAAUGACGUCAAUAAAAGGAAACCAAAUUACGUAUAAUAAAAUAAAAAUAUCCAAAUUAUUUGAAAUCAAAAGAAAUUACUAUAAAAUAUGCUGAUUUUAAAUUAUUAUAAAUAAUAUAACUGAAAUGUCUACACUGCCUUGAUUAUGGAUUCUGACUUAAAAUCACUCAAAACAAUAUUUGUUAAAAAGAACAAAUUUUACUUCUAAAAAGUAUUUACUAUAUGUCAAUCUAAAAUAAGGUUAAUAAUAAAAAUAGGUAAAUAAGGUUUCUUCUUUAUUAAUUAACGAGCAACAUGUGUUAAAAUACAAAUAAAAGUUAGGUUUAGUUUAAUUGUAGGUCUUACUAAUCCUAAAAUUAUGUAAUAAAAGUUUUAACAAACCAAUUUCAAUUUUUCAAACUCUGAAACAUGUUAUAGGUAUAAUGUACCUAUUGGUAAAUUUGUGUGAACUAGAAAUAAAAAUAAUUUGAACUAAAA